AUGUCUGCACCCAGACUGAUCCACCGCGCUCUGCGGCCUAUGUCAUCAUCCUGCAAUCCUGCAAUCAACCGCUCAUUCGGUACGACUGCUCUACGCUUCAUCGACGCCAAAGACCGUGCCCAUCCCAAUGUCCAGGGCCACCGUGACAACCAGGCUAACAAGUCGCCGAACCAAUUCGUGCCUAACACCACCUCCACCAUGACCAAGGACUUCCCCAAUGUCGGAAACAAGCCCGCACCGCCUGAGAUGCUGAACUCUGUCAACCCGAACUACCGCCCCAAUGACCCAUACCCUGGAAGAAUUGAACAUUUCACCGGUGGUCGCCAGGAGAGUGGUGCUCAGAAGCCCGAACUUGGAGUUGGUGAGAUGGAGGGUAUUACCUUCAAGGUUGAGCCUCUGAAGCGAUCUGGAGAAGAUACUACGACCAUGCGGGCUCGGUUAUUAUACCAAAGCCGCAAGCGCGGUAUCCUUGAAUCCGACCUCCUCCUUUCCACCUUCGCCGACGUUUACCUCCGCAACAUGACUGCCGAGCAGCUCCAAGAAUAUGACCGCUUCCUCGAUGAGAAUGACUGGGACAUUUACUACUGGGCCACCCAGGACCCGCCCGAGGCUACCGGUGAGAAUCCUCCUGCCGAGGACCAGCUGACGGAGACCUGGAAGGAGACUGGCGCGAAGAGCGGCGAGUGGGCGCAGACCAUUGGUGCUUUCAGGGCUGCGUACCGACCUGUUCCACAGCGGUGGGAUGGAUCUGAAGUGCUGGAAUUGCUGAGACAGCACGUGAGGGACAAGAGUGCCACUGGGUUUGAGUCGGCGAAGAAUAAGAAGACUGGUGGUGGUGGUGGAUUGGGACGGAUGCCCAAUGUGCAGGUUUUCAACUCCUAG
Messenger RNA from Penicillium odoratum, 882 nucleotides. RefSeq names its product succinate dehydrogenase assembly factor 2. The record is from RefSeq and is a predicted model, not a curated record. Bases 1 to 882 code for a protein of 293 amino acids. The transcript is spliced from 2 exons. Gene Ontology annotation, biological process: mitochondrial electron transport, succinate to ubiquinone; protein-FAD linkage; mitochondrial respiratory chain complex II assembly. NCBI's taxonomy places the organism in Eukaryota, Fungi, Ascomycota, Eurotiomycetes, Eurotiales, Aspergillaceae. Gene Ontology annotation, cellular component: mitochondrion.